Messenger RNA from Drosophila persimilis, 1257 nucleotides. It is a transcript of the gene Acsf3, whose product is annotated as acyl-CoA synthetase family member 3, mitochondrial. The record is from RefSeq and is a predicted model, not a curated record. NCBI's taxonomy places the organism in Eukaryota, Metazoa, Arthropoda, Insecta, Diptera, Drosophilidae. Gene Ontology annotation, biological process: fatty acid metabolic process. The transcript has a single exon. Bases 1 to 1257 code for a protein of 418 amino acids. Gene Ontology annotation, molecular function: medium-chain fatty acid-CoA ligase activity.
AUGAAGGACAUCUCCUCCACGUCGGUAUACGCCAAGCAGCUGGUGAGCACCGAAAAGCCGGGCGUUCUGAUGCCCGAGUCCAUGCUGGCUAAUGAAUUUUACGAGAAGAGCAUGGCCAUGAUGCUGUACACAUCCGAUGCGACCAACACUUGCAAGCCGGUGAUGCUCACCCAUCGCAAUGUCGAUGCCCAGAUCCGAUGCCUGAUCGACACCUGGCGCCUGGGGCCCAACGACACCUUGCUGCCCGUUCUGCCAAUGGUGCGCCAGCACAUGGCCAUUGCGGCGGUGCUUCAAGUCGGCGGCAAUGUCGUACUCCAGCAGGGCUUCAACGCCAGCAGCGUCUGGGACGCCCUGCUGGGCGUCAAAAUGUCGACCAAGAAGCGCUGCACCUGCUUCUUGGCCAUGCCCAUCGUGUACAAGCAAAUGAUUGCCGAAUACAACAAAAUGUUCGUCCAGGACACGGUCAUGGUCGAGUACAUUAGGAAUCACUGCAGCGAGAAGAUGCGUCUAAUGGCCACGGCCUUUGCCAUCUUGCCGGAUUCGGUGUUCAAUGGCUGGCGCGACAUCACCGGGCAUCACAUUCUGGAGUACUACGGCAUGCUGGCGACGGGCUUCGUCCUGGGCCAUGCCAUCGAGGAGGGGCCAAAGGUGCUGCCCAAAUUGGUUCCCCAAAAACGUCUGCCCAAGCCACCACCCAGAUCUUUUCCACCCAACUACAAGCCGGGCACCCUGGGCUCCCCUCUCCUGGGGGUCACUGCCCGGCUGGUGAGUCCAACGGGCAAGGAGAUCAUUAAGUGCCACAACCAUGUCGGUGGGCCCAUGAAAAUGGGGGGGGCCGUGCGUCAGGCCCCUAACAGUCCUGCAGAUCCUUUUGAUCCCACCAAAACGGCUGCCAAUGGAGAGCUCGAGAUCGCCUUCACGGUCACGGGAGAGGAGGAGAAAUUCAUACCCACCGGCGACAUAUGCGCCUAUUACAACGACAACUUUUACUUUAUUAGCCAGGCGUGUGAUAUGAUAACACUCGGCGGUCUCAAGGUGAACGCCUCCGAGGUGAAGAAGGUGCUGCUCUCGCAUCCGAAAAUCAACGACGUGUCCGUACUGGCCAUCCCGAAUAUGGUGUGGGGCCAUCGACUCUUUGCCAUUUGCGCUGUCUCGCCCGAUGCCGCCCUUGAGGUGGAGACCAUCGAGACAUAUUGCGAGAAACAAUUGCCGGACUUCAAGUGUCCCUACAUCGUAAAGGUGGUCGUCGCCAAGUAG